UCUUCGUCCGCCCGGAUUGUGUUUCCGGUGCGAGCGUCACGGACAAGAUGGUGCCGCCGGUGCAGGUUUCUCCGCUCGUCAAGUUCUGCCGCUACUCCGCCCUGUUCCUCGGCGUGACCUACGGAGCCAAGCGCCACAGUUACCUGAAGCCUCGGGCGGAAGAGGAGAGGAGACUAGCCGCCGAGGAGAAGAAGAGGCAGGAUGAGCUGAAACGGAUCGAGAGAGAACUGGCAGAAGCCCGUGACGACAGCAUCCUGAAGUGAGCGCCCUCUCGGAGCAGUGCCAUGAAUAAAGCUCUGUGCUGUGUGAGGCUCUG
Messenger RNA from Eptesicus fuscus (big brown bat), 316 nucleotides. RefSeq names its product ATP synthase membrane subunit e (gene ATP5ME). Gene Ontology annotation, molecular function: proton transmembrane transporter activity. NCBI's taxonomy places the organism in Eukaryota, Metazoa, Chordata, Mammalia, Chiroptera, Vespertilionidae. The transcript is spliced from 4 exons. Gene Ontology annotation, biological process: proton motive force-driven ATP synthesis. Bases 48 to 263 code for a protein of 71 amino acids. The record is from RefSeq and is a predicted model, not a curated record.